Molecule: messenger RNA, 867 nt
Organism: Saxophila tyrrhenica
Lineage: Eukaryota; Fungi; Ascomycota; Dothideomycetes; Mycosphaerellales; Extremaceae
Exons: 2
Coding region: 1-867 (288 amino acids)
Molecular function (GO): protein binding
Source: RefSeq, a predicted model, not a curated record
AUGGCAUCGCCACCGCAAUCCUUCCCACUCGACCGCAGCAUCUUCAACGAAACCCUCUACUCUCGCCUCCGGGACUUCUGGCUCGCUGGCGUACCGCAGGACGCCACUUCACCACCCUGGGAAGCGAUUCAGCGCUGGUUCGGCCCCGGCAUGACGCAGGAGCAGAAGGACGCUCUGGACCGCUCGUGCCAUAGUAACUUCGGGGAGGCGUUGAAUGCUCUUGGGCCGGAGAAGCUUGCCUUGCCGGCUUUUGAGAGCUACGAGGAUGAUUUGGGGAAGGCGGAGAUUAUCUCGUCUCCUUUGUUGAAGGAGGUGCGGGAAGCGCAUUCGGAGAGUGUGGAGGGGGGAGCGAAGAGGUUGCUUUCGCUUGUUGUUUUGUUGGAUCAGAUGCCGAGGAAUAUUUACCGCGAUUUGGAUGGGUUGGGGUUGGUGUAUGGGCAUUAUGAUCGGCUUUCUUUCUCGUUGUUAAGGAGUAGCAUGAAGUUGGAGCCGAAUAUGAUGGGGGAGGAUUGUGUGAAGAUGCGGCCGGUUUGGUUGUCUUGGCUCACCAUCCCAUUUAUGCACUGCGAACAUCUGCCCUCGCAUGAGCUAUACCUCAAGUAUGCCAGAGCGACCAGGCAGAUCUUCCACGAAAAGAACGACACGGCCGCUGUGCAGUACCUGGACCGCAACAUUGAGUUCGAACUAAAACACAUCGAACCUCUCGAGAAGUUCGGCCGGUAUCCGCACCGCAACGCCGCUCUCGGAAGGAAAAGCACUGCGGAGGAAGAAGAGUAUAUGAAGAGUGGCGCUACGUUUGGCGUGACGCAGCAGAAGAAAGUGGAGCAGGAGGAUGAGAAGAAAGAUGAUCCGAAAGAUGAACUAUGA